GCCCGUCCCGCCAUUCUCGCUAGUUCGAUCGGUAGCGGGAGCGGAGAGCGGACCCCAGAGAGCCCUGUGCAGCCCCACCGCCGCCGCCGGCCUAGUUACCAUCACAUCCCGGGAGGAGCCGCAGCUGCCGCAGCCGGCCCCAGUCACCAUCACCGCAACCAUGAGCAGCGAGGCCGAGACCCAGCAGCCGCCCGCCGCCCCCCCCGCCGCCCCCGCCCUCAGCGCUGCCGACACCAAGCCCGGCACGACGGGCAGCGGCGCAGGGAGCGGCGGCCCGGGCGGCCUCACAUCGGCGGCGCCUGCCGGCGGGGACAAGAAGGUCAUCGCAACGAAGGUUUUGGGAACAGUAAAAUGGUUCAAUGUAAGAAACGGAUAUGGUUUCAUCAACAGAGGUGGCGUAGAAGAAUACAGCAAAAAGAGUACACUUGACUGCAGGAGAAUGGGAGGACUGGUGUGUGAUACAUGGAAUGACCCUGUUGGAAUACUGAAUGACACCAAGGAAGAUGUAUUUGUACACCAGACUGCCAUAAAGAAGAAUAACCCCAGGAAGUACCUUCGCAGUGUAGGAGAUGGAGAGACUGUGGAGUUUGAUGUUGUUGAAGGAGAAAAGGGUGCGGAGGCAGCAAAUGUUACAGGCCCUGGUGGAGUUCCAGUACAAGGCAGUAAAUAUGCAGCAGACCGUAACCAUUAUAGACGCUAUCCACGUCGCAGGGGUCCUCCACGCAAUUACCAGCAGAAUUACCAGAAUAGUGAGAGUGGGGAAAAGAAUGAGGGAUCGGAGAGUGCUCCUGAAGGCCAGGCCCAACAGCGCCGGCCCUACCGCAGGCGAAGGUUCCCACCUUACUACAUGCGGAGACCCUAUGGGCGUCGACCACAGUAUUCCAACCCUCCUGUGCAGGGAGAAGUGAUGGAGGGUGCUGACAACCAGGGUGCAGGAGAACAAGGUAGACCAGUGAGACAGAAUAUGUAUCGGGGUUAUAGACCACGAUUCCGCAGGGGCCCUCCUCGCCAAAGACAGCCCAGAGAGGACGGCAAUGAAGAAGAUAAGGAAAAUCAAGGAGAUGAGACCCAAGGUCAGCAGCCACCUCAACGUCGGUACCGCCGCAACUUCAAUUACCGACGCAGACGCCCAGAAAACCCUAAACCACAAGAUGGCAAAGAGACAAAAGCAGCCGAUCCACCAGCUGAGAAUUCGUCCGCUCCCGAGGCUGAGCAGGGCGGGGCUGAGUAAAUGCCGGCUUACCAUCUCUACCAUCAUCCGGUUUAGUCAUCCAACAAGAAGAAAUGAGUACGAAAUUCCAGCAAUAAGAAAUGAACAAAAGAUUGGAGCUGAAGACCUUAAGUGCUUGCUUUUUGCCAGUUGACCAGAUAACUAGAACUAUCUGCAUUAUCUAUGCAGCAUGGGGUUUUUAUUAUUUUUACCUAAAGACGUCUCUUUUUGGUAAUGACAAACGUGUUUUUUAAAAAAAAUAAAAAAGCCUGGUUUUUCUCAAUACACCUUUAAAGGUUUUUAAAUUGUUUCAUAUCUGGUCAAGUUGAGAUUUUUAAGAACCUCAUUUUUAAUUUGUAAUAAAAGUUUACAGCUUGAUUUUUUCAAAAAAGUCAACAAACUGCAAGCACCUGUUAAUAAAGGUCUUAAAUAAUUGUC
This is a messenger RNA of Mesoplodon densirostris (Blainville's beaked whale), 1648 nucleotides long. RefSeq names its product Y-box binding protein 1 (gene YBX1). Gene Ontology annotation, biological process: regulation of gene expression. The record is from RefSeq and is a predicted model, not a curated record. The transcript is spliced from 9 exons. Bases 161 to 1231 code for a protein of 356 amino acids. Gene Ontology annotation, cellular component: nucleus. Lineage: Eukaryota; Metazoa; Chordata; Mammalia; Artiodactyla; Ziphiidae. Gene Ontology annotation, molecular function: nucleic acid binding.